UCCGUGGAGGUGCUGCUGGCCCCUCGCCGCCUCGCCUGCCCGUGUCUCUGCUAGGCGGCCGCGAUGUCUGACAAGGAAUUCAUGUGGGCCCUCAAAAAUGGAGACUUGGAUGAGGUGAAGGACUAUGUGGCCAAGGGUGAAGAUGUCAACCGGACACUUGAAGGUGGGAGGAAGCCUCUUCACUAUGCAGCAGACUGUGGACAGCUUGAGAUUCUGGAAUUUCUGCUAUUGAAAGGAGCUGAUAUUAAUGCUCCAGACAAACAUAAUAUCACACCACUCCUAUCAGCAGUCUAUGAGGGCCAUGUUUCCUGUGUGAAAUUGCUUCUGUCAAAGGGUGCUGAUAAGACUGUGAAAGGCCCAGAUGGACUAACUGCCUUUGAAGCCACUGACAACCAGGCAAUCAAAACUCUUCUUCAGUGACGGAUGGACUGAUAUCUUAAAUGUCUCUCCUGUGGCCUCACACUGCUGCCUGUCUGUCACUCUUUGCAUCUUCCAGCUUCUUCAGCUAAAUACUUUGGGGGGAGGGAAAUUCUUUAUGAAUCAGACUAGUUAGGGGCUUAUAUCGAAGAUAAUCUGUUUGGAGAGGGUUGAAAACUAUUAUGAACAGUGUCCCUCUAGGACUUCUUUUCAGUGCACAAUCUCUUCCCAUUUCUAGUGAAAAUGGAAGAAGGAAGACAGACCAUGAUCUUGAAUUUUUGGCUUGUAAACCUCCUAGGUUAGUAGUAAGAUUUUUGUUGAAAGAUUGCUUUAGAUGAAAGUACUGUGCUAUGUACCUGAAACUAAUUGUGAAGGAAACAAUAGUCCUAUGCUAUUAGUGUCUGCCAUAAUCUGAAAUGUAGUAAUGUAGGUGGCUGAGUUGCUUUUCUCUCUUCUCUCUCAGUGGGUAGCUGCUGCCUAAAGCUUACGUUGCAGUUUUGAGGACUUUUGAUACCAGUUACUGGAGCUAUUUUUCUGACUCUUGAGCAAACCAGGAAAGAUCAGUUGAGGCAUGGUGGUGUUACACUCCAGAAUAUCUGCCAAGAUACUUUUGGAUGCUUGAAUUUGAGGUUUUUCUUUUCCAUGUUUGUUCCAGUCCAGGACAGACAUUUCAAGCAACUGUUUUUGAGACUUCAAAAUGUCACUGUAUAGUUAUUUCUGAAAGGAUUGUAAGAUGAAAUUUCUUUACUCACCAUAUCAGCAUAAAAUUUAUAGACACGUGCGAAAGCUACAGGCUGUUUGGAUAAUCAAGUCAAAUGUGGAAAAUGAACAGUAAUUAUUUAGACAUUCCUAUCAGGUGAAUAUUGUUGCUAAACUUCUCUGGUAAACUUUUAAAAUACAUGUAAGCUUCCUAAGUUCAGGUGCUAGGAACAGGAAGACGUACAAGUAGAAGUCUUAACUUGCUUUAACUACUGGAGGAAAAGAAACCAACUUUUAAUUGUGCAUGUCUUUUGAUUCAGUGUUUCAUUGUUGGCUGAAUGAACCUCUUAAAUUUCUUUAAGGCAUGGGGCUUGUUCUGAAAGUUCCUGGUGCAACCAUGUUAACCAUUGACUUUUAGAUAAGGCUUACUAUACCAGUAUGACAGUACUAUGACAGCCUUGAUAAUUCAUGGGAAAAUAUUUAAUGAUGUUGUAGGGAUUCCUGUCACAUCUUACGGUUUUCAGGAAUGUCUGAUCUUCUGGCUUUCAUCUUCAAAAUUUUCAUUAGACUGCUGAUUCACCCAAAACUGAAUAACAGGUUUUAUAACAGAAGAGUGUGUGCCACAAACUAUACAUCUUCCUCUUUUUUGGAAUACAGAUUUCAAAUUUUCUGAUAGCAUACACAAUACAGAAAACAAAUGUAUAUAAUGUCUCAUGCUGAAUUCUUAAACAAAAGUAGCUGAUAUUAUUUUGAUAUCACUGUCGAAAUUUAGAGGAUAUGUACAAGUAGGCUGGUGAUUGCCACUCAUUUAAUGGAGACUUAGUUUUACUUGAAUCAUGUUGCAUAUUAUGAUUGAAUGUCUCAGCUAUAAAAAGCCUUGCAUUUAGACUGUAAAAGAGGAGUAGAAAUGGAUUUGCAUGUACACAUCCCAUAAGAAAAGCACUGGAGAAAACAAUCAACUCUGGCCAUAAACUGUACAGUGCAAUUACUCUUUACUUCUUGGAGAUGGGUGGCAAGGAAGAGUAGAAGGGGUGGAAGUCAGUGAUAAAUCAAUUGGUGUGCUGCUGAUAAAAGAACAAGCAUGUUUGUUGAACAGUGCUUUUAAUGACUAUUUAAAGACAACUCUUUAACCUUAUCUCUGAUCAGUGCUGGAUUGUCAUGUCAUUGUAAUAGUGUGAACACAAACUAUAGGUUUAACUCUUUAUUCAGCUAUGAAAAUAGCCAUCUUUGGCAUAAAUUUGCCUCCAUGUUAUGCUAUUAAAUACGUUGCUAUUAAAAUACUAGUCUAGAAAACUGCAAUCUGUUUUUAUGUGGAAGACUUGAUUAUUCAAGUUUUUUGUGUUGAUUAGUGUCAGGUUGUCUGGCCAUAGUGUUUUGGGGUUUUUUCUCUGUAUUCUUUCCUGCCCUUCCCUUCAACUCUCAUUGAAGUGAACAUUAUCAUAGUAAAGAAACAUCAUCUUUGUACUAACUCUUCUGGUGAUUCACUGAGGCAAUUUUGCCUCCCUUUUUCUAGAAUUAUGUGGACACUUUAUUUUUUUCUUACUUCACAUGAGGAAAAAAAUGCAAACAAACUUCAGUGAGACAUGUGUUAAUUUGGCUGUAAUACAUACCCAAGCUGCCUUUUGAGAUAGUUAGAAGAUGGCAUUUAAUGUUUGGCUCAUAAAGAAGAAAUACUUUUUUGCUUUUUGCACUACAUAAGAGGUGAUUGAUCAUUUUGCCCAGCAUUUUAAAAAAAAAGUAAUAAUAAAAGCUUAUGCUUUUGUAAUUUUCUAGAAACUGGGCUUGUUCAUGUGUUCCCUAGCUAUAUUGUGGAAAAAAUAAUGGGUGGCUGCCUGUGUCUUUGAGUAGGUCCUAACUAGAUGAAAAAUACCAAACUAUAAUUUUUUUUUUACAUUCUGUAAGCAGAAUUUAAAUACUUUAUCAGACUGAAAUAACAUAUAGUUGGAAAUCUACUCUGUUUUUAAACCUUUUCCUUUGAAAUUUGUGCUGAAUAAGUUAUAACCUAAAGUAUAUUUUGGAUUUUGUACCCUCUGCUCCUUUUUCUUAAGGGGGAGCAAACGGGAAAAGGAGUAUGAUAGUUAAAUGGAACUUUAUCCUUGAACAUAACAUUGAAUUAUUUGUAGAAGAGGCUGGUAAGAAUGGAGUGUCCUGGUCAAGCAAUUGCAGUGUUGCAUGCAAAAUUUCAAAAUGAACUUGUCUUAAUUAUAUUUUGUAAAUGGAUAAACAAUCAUCUUUCUACACAGUGACAGAAGAAAAUUAGUGCUCUGUGCAUUUUGAUAUUUGACUUCCUCUUUUCACCAUUGUUAAAUGUUUUGACACAGUUGGGUUCAUCAUUAUCAUGGUUUAUGACAUCAGAAUGCUAAAUGAUACUGUAUUUUUAAGUUUAUGUUGCAAGAAUGAAUGGAAUAAACUUGAAUUGUGCGA
Gavia stellata (red-throated loon) is the source of this 3540-nucleotide messenger RNA. It is a transcript of the gene MTPN, whose product is annotated as myotrophin. The transcript has 4 exons. Gene Ontology annotation, biological process: regulation of barbed-end actin filament capping. Gene Ontology annotation, cellular component: nucleus; cytoplasm. NCBI's taxonomy places the organism in Eukaryota, Metazoa, Chordata, Aves, Gaviiformes, Gaviidae. Gene Ontology annotation, molecular function: protein binding. The record is from RefSeq and is a predicted model, not a curated record. The coding region runs from base 64 to 420 and encodes 118 amino acids.